This is a messenger RNA of Corticium candelabrum, 871 nucleotides long. Its product is annotated as protein RER1-like. The transcript has 7 exons. NCBI's taxonomy places the organism in Eukaryota, Metazoa, Porifera, Homoscleromorpha, Homosclerophorida, Plakinidae. Gene Ontology annotation, biological process: protein retention in ER lumen; retrograde vesicle-mediated transport, Golgi to endoplasmic reticulum. The record is from RefSeq and is a predicted model, not a curated record. Gene Ontology annotation, cellular component: Golgi membrane. Bases 130 to 711 code for a protein of 193 amino acids.
CAACGAUAUCCCGGAUCUGCCUGCGUGUCAACCACUUGUCUAGUCGUUUGUACAGUCCGUCAAACCCGAACAGCCUACUAUAUCACUACUCAACUUUUUAUCGCAUUACAAUUUGGAUAUAUCUGAGACAUGCAGCAAGAGGAGUCAUCGACUAAACCAGCGCUGGCCGCUCGUAUACAAACACGAGCAGCUCAAAAAUACCAAAAGUUUCUAGAUGACCUUGUACCACUUACGGCAGUACGGUGGGUUGUGGUGUCAAUCAUUGCUAUUAUAUACUGCUGUCGAGUCUUCAUCUUGCAGGGAUGGUACAUUGUGACAUAUGCACUUGGAAUUUACAUACUAAAUCUCCUAAUUGCGUUCCUGUCCCCCAAGAUUGACCCAGCAUUAGCAGAACUGGACAGCAGUGACGAUGGUCCCGAACUUCCGACGAGGGCAAACACAGAAUUCAAGCCGUUUAUCAGACGUUUACCUGAAUUCAAGUUCUGGCACAACGUAACAAGAGCAUUUAUCAUUGCAAUGUUUUGUACCUUCUUUGACGUAUUCAAUGUGCCCGUCUUUUGGCCCAUCCUCGUCGUCUACUUCUUUGUUCUGUUUGCAAUCACAAUGAAACGACAAUUGAAACAUAUGAUUAAAUACAAGUACUUGCCGUUCACACACGGCAAGCGACGUUAUCAAGGAAAGGAAGACUCUGGACCUAUUAUAGGUCAAUGAGAUGUUUUAGUGUAGUAGACAUGGCUUUUGAUGGCUCACAUGGGAAUCAUUUUUGGUGACCGAGAUGUAUUAUCUAUAAAUGCUUGGACAAGUUGAUUGAUAUGUCAUUCAGUGUAACUACCUAGUAACUGCAUGUGGAAUUAGAUAGUUUGUAUGGGUA